ACCCUGGACAGCGCAUCCCUUCGCUCCUCCGGGCCCCGAGCUCCAGAGACGCGGCCAGACAUGGAGCAGCUAACAGCCUUUGAUAAUGAAGUCAAUGCUUUUCUGGACAAUAUGUUUGGACCUCGAGAUGCUCGGGUCAGAGGAUGGCUCAUGUUGGACUCCUACCUUCCUACUUUUUUCCUUACUGUAAUAUAUCUACUUUCCAUAUGGUUGGGUAACAAGUAUAUGAAGAACAGGCCUGCACUUUCUCUCAGGGGUAUCCUCAUUUUCUAUAAUCUUGGAAUCACACUACUCUCUCUAUAUAUGCUUGUAGAGCUCAUUCUUGCCUCUUGGGAAGGAGGCUACAACUUACAGUGCCAGAAUCUUGUCAGUGCAGGAGAAGCGGAUAUCCGGGUAGCUAAAGUUCUGUGGUGGUACUACUUCUCCAAACUGAUAGAAUUCAUGGACACAAUUUUCUUUGUUCUGAGGAAGAAAACCAGUCAGAUUACUUUUCUCCAUGUGUACCAUCAUACUUCAAUGUUUAACAUCUGGUGGUGUGUUCUGAACUGGAUACCAUGUGGACAAAGUUUUUUUGGACCAACACUGAACAGUUUUAUCCACAUUCUAAUGUACUCCUACUAUGGACUUUCAGUGAUUCCAUCCAUGCACAAGUAUCUGUGGUGGAAGAAAUACCUCACACAGGCACAAUUGAUCCAGUUUGUGCUGACCAUAUCGCACACCCUGAGUGCAGUUGUGAUACCUUGUGGCUUUCCUUUUGGCUGUCUCAUCUUCCAGUCUUCCUACAUGCUCACAUUAGUCAUCUUAUUUUUAAAUUUUUAUGAUCGGACAUACCGGAAAAAGCCUCUGCGACAAGAUAUGAAAGAGAAUCUUACAGGGAAAGAAGUCACAAAUGGUUUUCCCAAAGUUCAUUUCACUGCAGCUAAUGGAAUUGGGGACAAAAAAGCACAGUGA
Vombatus ursinus (common wombat) is the source of this 951-nucleotide messenger RNA. RefSeq names its product ELOVL fatty acid elongase 2 (gene ELOVL2). The record is from RefSeq and is a predicted model, not a curated record. The transcript has 8 exons. Gene Ontology annotation, cellular component: endoplasmic reticulum membrane; endoplasmic reticulum. NCBI's taxonomy places the organism in Eukaryota, Metazoa, Chordata, Mammalia, Diprotodontia, Vombatidae. The coding region runs from base 61 to 951 and encodes 296 amino acids. Gene Ontology annotation, biological process: fatty acid elongation, polyunsaturated fatty acid; very long-chain fatty acid biosynthetic process; fatty acid elongation, saturated fatty acid. Gene Ontology annotation, molecular function: fatty acid elongase activity.